AUGCUGUGUGUAAAGAGCAUGUCUGGAGAAGAGAUUGCUGCGCUACCGGCCGAAGGCUUUCGCAACGUGCUGGAGUUGAAGCGCCACUUGCGCGAGCUGCAUGGUUUUGCAGUGUGCCUGCAGCAGCUUGUGUGCGAUGGCAAAUGCUUGUCCGAUGACGAGCCCAUUGUGCCCGAAGAUCUGCAACUGGUGGUUUUGUCUGUCAUAAGCCAGGAGCAACACGACGAUGCCGGAAUGGAGCUUCUCAGUGCGACUGCAGAGAACGACCUCAAAGCCGCGCGCCUUCUGCUUCAAGCCGGUGCAGACCAAAACUACUACCGCAAUCCCCGCCGCAUGCUUGGCAUUGACGCGGACCGCACCACGUCUCUGAUGAUGGCUGCAACAGAAGGCCACACGGAGAUUUUGCGUUUGCUGUUGGAUGCUGGCGCUAAGAAGGACCUGAAAGACUUUAGAGGCAGGACAGCUCUUCACAUGGCAGUCUUUGAAGGCCACACUGAGACUGUGCGAUUGCUGGUGGACGCUGGGGCUGAUAAAGACCUGCGGGACGAUUACGGCAGGACGGCUCUAACACUUGCAGCCCGAAUGGCCCGCCCCGAGAUCUUGAGUUUGCUUGUGAAUGCUGGCGCCGAGAAGAACUUCCGGGACAGCUCCGGCAUGACAGCGCUUAUGUACGCAGCACGAGCGGGUAAUGAUGUGGAAGCUUGUCACCAUGCAGCCCCAACAGCCUACUUAGAGACUGUGCGUUUACUGGUGGAGGCAGGUGUUGACGACAACAUGCGGGACAAUAAUGGCAUGACAGCUCUCAUGCAUGCAGCCCGAAGCGGCCGCACUGAAAUCUUCUCUUGCUUAUGUAGCGGAAGCACAACAUGCUGA
Messenger RNA from Symbiodinium necroappetens, 873 nucleotides. NCBI's taxonomy places the organism in Eukaryota, Dinophyceae, Suessiales, Symbiodiniaceae. The record is from the annotation of a GenBank genome assembly.